AUGGUCUCACAAACAUUCAAAAUACUCCUCCUGAUACUGAUAACGCCAGUGAUAGCCAAGAAAGUAAAGCUAGGUCCACACUGGCACCACCGCGAGCGCACGACGUGCGAGGAGUUUGGGCGGUACGCGCGUUUCAACCCCUACUCGAUGACCAACGAGUCCUGGUUCGUGUUCUAUUACUGGGCCCCGCAGCCGGACUCCUUCCAUUUCCGAUUUGAUUUGCCCACGAAGAAAGUGAGUGAAAACCUUUACUUUUUCUUGAGAAGCUAUAGCUGCUAUACAUUCAAUAAUAAAAAGAAUUAUACCUACCUCCACAAAAACCUGGACAACCGUGUGACCAUUCCCGUCAACUGGACGGCUAAACACGUCAUGCUUAGAAUAGGGGAGGACCUAUCACUACUAGUGGAACUAGGAGACAGAGGACAGUACUUGAUGUAUAACGUGAAGUCGGCUCUGGGACGACAACUAACACCGUUGGAGGUUCGAAUGAAACAGACAGGAGAUAAUAAGAUCGUUGGUAUGAUGAUUUGCAAGAAAGAAACAGUAUUUGCCAUGGCGCGACUAAAAGAAUUGCCUCGUAAGAAUGAGCUCCAGGACGCAGCAGGACGCCUCAACUACCGGAGCCGCGGUGGCAAAUCCUAUCUCUACCAAGGUACGAUCGUCUUGCCAUGAAGUAAUGUAUUUGCCUCGUAGUAAACGAGUUGCCUCGUCAGAA
Messenger RNA from Cydia amplana, 715 nucleotides. RefSeq lists its product as uncharacterized. The record is from RefSeq and is a predicted model, not a curated record. The coding region runs from base 1 to 672 and encodes 223 amino acids. The transcript has 5 exons. NCBI's taxonomy places the organism in Eukaryota, Metazoa, Arthropoda, Insecta, Lepidoptera, Tortricidae.